Messenger RNA from Punica granatum (pomegranate), 2067 nucleotides. The record is from RefSeq and is a predicted model, not a curated record. Lineage: Eukaryota; Viridiplantae; Streptophyta; Magnoliopsida; Myrtales; Lythraceae.
CAAAGAAGAAAAAAGCCAAUCGUCUUCUUCUUCUUCUUCUUCUUCUUUUUCUCUCUCUCUCUCUCUCUGUCAUUAAAGCUUCAAACUUUGAAGACGGAAAUUAAUCCUCUUGAAAGAGAGAAAUUCCAGUGGGGAAUGCGGAAGGAUGAUUGGCGGGUUUAUCACACGUGAGUUGGGCGGGCGGGUGAAGACCCGGAUAGGCGGCCGGAAUUGCCACCGGAAACACGUCGAAGACGGGUGAACCCCCAUUUCUCUCCGGCCAACCCUUCUAAACCUUUUUCCUGCAAAUAUCCCUUUCCGAUAAAAGUUGCCGCCCCCCCCAAACAAAAAAAAAAGAGCAAAAAGAAAAGAAAAAUGGCCGAUGAUAGAGGCGGCGGCGGCGAGAGCAACGCCAACUGCUCCUCUUCUGUUCUUCAUGGGAAGUACGAGCUGGGCCGCCUCCUGGGCCAUGGGACCUUCGCGAAGGUCUACCUCGCCAGGAACCUGCAGUCUGGGAGGGGCGUGGCGAUGAAGGUGGUGGGCAAGGAUAAGGUGAUUAAGGUGGGGAUGAUGGAGCAGAUAAAGAGGGAGAUCUCCGUCAUGAAGAUGGUGGAGCACCCGAACAUCGUGGAGCUCCACGAGGUGAUGGCCAGCAAGUCCAAGAUCUACUUCGCGAUGGAGCUCGUCCGCGGCGGUGAGCUCUUCUCGAAGAUCUCCAAGGGCCGGCUGCGGGAGGACGUGGCCCGGGUCUACUUCCAGCAGCUUAUCUCUGCCAUCGACUUUUGCCACAGUCGUGGGGUCUACCACCGAGACCUGAAGCCCGAGAACCUGCUUCUUGACGAGGAUGGCAACCUGAAGGUUACCGACUUCGGGCUCAGCGCCUUCUCCGAGCACCUCAAGCAGGACGGGCUGCUGCACACCACCUGUGGUACCCCUGCCUACGUCGCCCCCGAGGUGAUUGGAAAGAAGGGCUAUGAUGGGGCAAAGGCCGAUCUUUGGUCGUGCGGCGUGAUCCUCUACGUCCUCCUCGCCGGGUUCUUGCCAUUCCAGGACGACAACAUCAUGGUAAUGUACCGAAAGAUCUACCGGGGCGACUUCAAGUGCCCGCCUUGGUUCUCGUCCGAGGCCCGCCGGUUUAUCACCAAGCUGCUGGACCCGAACCCGAACACCCGAAUCACCAUCUCGAAAAUCAUGGAGUCCUCCUGGUUCAAGAAGUCCAUCCCUAAGGCCGUGAUCACCAAGGAGGAGAUGGAGUUCGAUAAGUUCGACGCCUUUGAGGAAGGGUUCAACAAGACAAACCAGCCCGAGACACUGAAUGCAUUCCACAUAAUAUCCUUGUCGGAGGGGUUCGACCUGUCACCGCUCUUCGAGGAGAAGAAGAGGGAGGAAAAGGGGGAGCUGAGGUUCGCGACCACGAGGCCGGCGAGCAGCGUCAUCUCGAAGCUGGAGGAGGUCGCCCGGGCAGGGAAGUUCAGCUUCAAGAAGAACGAGUCGAAGGUGAAGCUCCAGGGCCAGGAGCGCGGGAGGAAGGGGAAGCUGGCGAUAGCCGCGGAGAUAUUCGCUGUGACGCCGAGCUUAGUGGUCGUGGAGGUGAAGAAGGACAACGGGGACACGCUGGAGUACAAUCAGUUCUGCAGCAAGGAGCUGAGGCCGGCGCUCAAGGACAUUGUUUGGACCUCCCCGGCUGCUGAGAACUCACUGUCCAGUUGAAAGAUUCUUAAAAAAGCCAGAAAGGAGAAAUUAAAGGUGUAAACUUUUAGGGGGCCUUAUCAUCGGAUUGAUGUUGGUUGGUUGGUUGGUUGGUUGUGAUUGAUUGUUCAUCAUUUUGUGUCAUCUGUUGGUAAUGGAAAUCAAAGCAGGAGAGAGAGGGGUCUCGGCUCUGGUGGGUCUCUCAAUUAUUUUGGUCCAUCUCUGCACAUAUGUUGUCUGUGCUUCUAAUUCUUCUGUUGCUUUGUUUUAGCAUCUAAUGAGGAUGAUGUAGGAUUUGUGUAGUUCAAUCAUGCAAUAUCAUCAGCUACGCUGGUGUCAAAUCUGGUACCCAUGUGAAAACCUGCAAGUGGAUCGGCAAUUGUUUUUGUAUUGCGGUUU